Molecule: messenger RNA, 1005 nt
Organism: Doryrhamphus excisus (bluestripe pipefish)
Lineage: Eukaryota; Metazoa; Chordata; Actinopteri; Syngnathiformes; Syngnathidae
Gene: gpx3
Product: glutathione peroxidase 3
Biological process (GO): response to oxidative stress
Molecular function (GO): glutathione peroxidase activity
Source: RefSeq, a predicted model, not a curated record
GUAAGACUCUCCCAGACGAAGCAGAGGACAUUUAAUCCACCGGAGGUGUGGUGAAGGGAGGGCAUGACGUGGAUGUCGCCGCUGCUACUGCUGCUGCUGCUGGGCCCGCUGCGGCCCUGCACCGCCGGAGGAGCCUCGCUCACUCAGCUGUGCGACUCCUCCAUAGACGGCACCAUCUACAAAUACCAGGCCAACACCUUGAAUGGGAGCUGUACUGUGAACUUCAGCGACUACGCGGGAAGGAGCGUCCUCAUCGUCAAUGUGGCCACCUACUGAGGAUACACCUUUCAGUAUGUGGAACUGAAUGCACUUCAGGAGGAGAUGAAUACGCUUGGACUCACUGUUCUCGGCUUUCCCUGCAAUCAGUUUGGGAAACAGGAACCAGGCAACCGGCAUGAAAUCCUGCCGGCUUUACAGUAUGUCAGACCCGGCAACGGCUUUGUUCCAAACUUCCUGCUGUUUGAGAAAGGAGAUGUGAAUGGAAAAGACGAGCAAGAGGUUUUUACAUUUCUUAAGAAUUCCUGUCCUCCAGUUGGAGACAGCUUUGGUAACCCCACCAGCAGGCUCUUCUGGGAGCCGCUCAAGGUCAAUGACAUCAAGUGGAACUUUGAAAAGUUCCUAGUGGGCCCGGACGGGAAGCCGGUUAUGAGAUGGCACCCGAGCAUCGAUGUAUCCGAGGUGCGAGCGGACAUUCGCACAUACCUUCUCCAGCGUUACACACAAGAUAUUUUUAACUAGACAAAACAGUAGAUUCUAGAUGCAGUUGUUGUCAAGGCGUAAAUGGCAAAAGUUUCUGACAUAUUGAAGGUAGCAUGUUAAAUGAAGAAGAGGUUUGAAAACAGAAACACUGUGGAGCCUCUUUGGAGUCUGGGCUUCCAGGCCAGCUCUUCAGUGCAUUCAAGCUGUCCUGUGAGCCCACAGCAUCAUGUUAUCUUCUCAAAGCAGGAUCUACUGGCAUUUACAGCCUCGAUGUCAAUAACUUCUAAUAAAUCAGUGUGAACUGCA